AUGGCCAGCCGUCUCUUCCUGCUCCAGCGGCACACAAGGUUGUGGCGGCGACAGGAACCACGGUCUCGCUCACUUUUCCCUUCGUCUUACGGUGGGAGCUUGGCGUCUUCCCAUGGGACGCUGGAGCUGCUCGCGCAUCUGCCCAGCUCACCAUCUUAUACUUUCCACAAGGUUUUCAACCGAGAUCCUGGGUUCUUCAGUUGGUUGCAAAGUUGUAACAUUCAAGCCUACCAUUGUAUCCAUACAAGUCGAUCAGUCAAUAGUGGAAAUCAGGCUACUGCAGGGCCUCAUCAAAAUCCAGGAGUGUCUGUACCAGUUGAUUCUAGUGAACCAAAACCCAAGAGGAAAAAGCUGAAAGGAAGGAGGGCAGUAACAAGAUUUUUGAAAUCCUUGAGAUGGAAAAAGAAAAAGGAGAUCCAAAGAAUGACUGCAGAGGAGAAGAUUUUGUACAAACUGAAGCUAGCUCGAAAGAAGGAAGAGCGGCUUGUUGCAGCACUGAAAAAAAUUGAACCGGAAGAUCCAUCAGAACCUACACAUGAUCCCGAGGUGCUUACACCUGAAGAGCACUUCUACUUCCUCAAGAUGGGCCAAAAAUGUAAAAACUAUGUGCCUGUUGGAAGACGUGGAAUUUAUCAGGGAGUGAUCUUGAACAUGCACUUGCAUUGGAAAAAGCAUCAAACUCUCCAGGUAAUUGUGAAAACAUUCACACCAGAGGAGGUCAAGGAGGAAAUUGCCACUGAGUUAGCCAGACUAAGUGGUGGGAUUGUGCUUGACAUUCAAGAUGGGAACACAAUUAUCAUGUACAGAGGGAAAAACUAUGCACAGCCACCACCAGAAAUCAUGUCUCCAAAAGUUUCACUCUCUAGGAAAAAGGCACUGGAUAAAUCCAAAUAUAUGGAAAAGCUCAGAGCUCUUAGGCGGUAUAUUCCUAGGCUUGAGCAGGAGCUUGAAGAUCUUUAUGCGCAGAUGAAGUUAGCUGGAGAGCAUAAAGGACAAAGUGUAGGGAAACAUGUUGCUUCAAUUUCACACAAUACAAAUAGUAUGCCAGCGAGAAAAGAACCUUGUAGUUCAGUUCACAGCAAAACCGUAUCUGAUCUCCUGUCAGGAAGUGUAGAGGGAUCCAAGAGGUUAGAGGAUGAAAGUUCUGAGGUUGAGGAUGACUCAGCUUCAGAGUCUUUGUCAUUUUCAGAGUCUGAGGAUCUCUCUGACAUUUUUGAGACAGAAUCAGAGGAGCAGGAAGAGGACAACAAGGAUCGCCCCUUGUAUCUCGAUAGGCUGGAUAAGUUUCCCUCAGAAAAAAAUGAUAACGAACCAGAUGAUUUCGAGGCGCAUCUACGGAAGAUCGCUUCACUUUCAGAUAAGACUGAUUCACCUUCAAAAGAACUGAAAGUGUCAGAGCUCGACGAGAUUGAUAAAAUCUUUCUGAGAGCUAGUUCAUUGUUGAAGAAAAGGUGA
Messenger RNA from Miscanthus lutarioriparius, 1455 nucleotides. The record is from the annotation of a GenBank genome assembly. NCBI's taxonomy places the organism in Eukaryota, Viridiplantae, Streptophyta, Magnoliopsida, Poales, Poaceae.